AUGCCUUCUUCCAUCACCCAAAUUCAUAAGCGCCAUGCAUACGGCAAGGAUGCUCACACUUAUUAUCCGGUCCUCAUAGUAGGUGCUGGAGAGUCGGGAGUGGCUAUGGGUUGCCGGCUCAAAGAGGUCCUGGGAACAGACCAGUUCCGAAUUUUCGAGCGUCAGUCAGGUAUUGGAGGUACCUGGUGGAUCAAUAGGUAUCCGGGAAUUGCUUGCGACGUACCAGCGACAUUCUACUCUUUCUCCUUUGCUCUGAAAAAGGACUGGUCCACACUUCAUCCUCCCGGUCCAGAAAUAGCACAGUAUUUGGCAGAUGUCUGCGAGAGAUAUCAAAUUGUGGACAAGAUUCAGUUGAAUACCGAUGUCAAGGAACUUCGAUGGAUCGGGGAUGACGAGGAAUGGGAGGUUACGCUCUCGCACCUCGUCCCUGGAACCGGCGAUUUGACUCAACACGAACGAGAUCGAAUCGCGGCCCAGGAUGGCCAUCAGAAGAUCUACGUUAAUACAGAAAUUGUGCGAGCCAAGGUGGUCGUGAGUGGUGUUGGCGGGCUGGUAGAACCGAACACAUGGCCGAAGGACAUCCCAGGUAUUGAACACUUCGAAGGUGACAUCAUGCAUACGGCCCGCUGGAACAACCAGAUCGAUUUGAAAGACAAGAAUGUCAUCAUGAUUGGUUCCGGCUGCAGCGCCGCGCAGGUAGUGCCCGAGCUGGCCAAGCCAGAGGCCAAUGUUCGAUCCAUUACCCAACUCAUGCGAACGCCUCCGUGGGUCGAGCCUGAUACAAUUUCUCCUGAAUAUCUCCCUGUGUACGAAAAAUGGUCGCCUAGACUGGUGACUAACUUGCCUGGACUGGCGUUAUUCAUGCGAUGUGUUGUUUUCCUCAUUAUGGAAAAAAACUUCCAGGAUAUGUUCACGGACACUGCAUGGAGCCGAAGAGCGCGGCCGCAGUUAGAGAAGAAGUUUUUGGACCACAUGCGUCAAAUUGCGCCGGAGAAAUACUACGAGAUUCUGACACCAAACUACAGCCUCGGCUGUAAGAGACGGGUCAUCGGCGGCACUUGGUAUCGCAGUCUCAAUGCUCCAAACGUGGAGCUAACUACUCAGCCUUUGACAAGGGUUAAUGCAAAGAGUGUGACUCUUGGUACAGGCCGCCACUAUCCACCGCACAAGUCUGAAGAUGCAGUUGAGGUUAGAGAGAUUCCCGCCGAUGUGAUCAUCAUGGCCAACGGGUUUGAAACCAACCAAUGGCUGCACCCACUGAAGGUGAUUGGCAGGGAGGGCAAAGAUCUGGAAGAGGUUUGGGCGGAGCGUGGAGGUGCCCAGGCAUACCAGGGUAUCGCAAUGGAUUCUUUCCCAAACUUCUUUAUUAUUUUCGGCCCGAAUACCGCAACGGGCCAUACCAGUGUUAUCUUUGCAACGGAGAAUGCGGUAAACUACUCGUUGAACUUUAUCAAGCCGAUCUUAGAUGGUCAGGUCAGCUCGUAUGAAGUCAAGGAGGAUGCCGAGCGUGAAUGGACUCAGCAGGUGCAGGAUGCGCUUCAGAAGAGUGUGUUCCGUCGUGGGGCUUGCUCUAGCUGGUACAUCACUGCCGAUGGUUGGAACUCAACCACAUAUCCAUUCACUCAGGUUCACUAUUGGUUGCGUUGCAAAUUCCCCGUGUGGCGGCAUUGGACCGCGAAACUCACGAGAAAGGGACGGAUUUUGCGAGGUGUUCGAAUGACUCUCCAUGGUGCCCUCAUCUUUGGGCUUAUUACAACCAUUGGCUUCUUGAGAAAGAACCCUCAGCAGAAGGCUCAGUUGGAGCAGUCAUUGCUGGCCGGAAAGGAGUGGCUGGCCUCGGCGGUUUCGCAAUUGAAGCGAUGA
This is a messenger RNA of Penicillium roqueforti, 1863 nucleotides long. Its product is annotated as flavin-containing monooxygenase. Bases 1 to 1863 code for a protein of 620 amino acids. The record is from RefSeq and is a predicted model, not a curated record. NCBI's taxonomy places the organism in Eukaryota, Fungi, Ascomycota, Eurotiomycetes, Eurotiales, Aspergillaceae. Gene Ontology annotation, molecular function: NADP binding; N,N-dimethylaniline monooxygenase activity; flavin adenine dinucleotide binding. The transcript has 3 exons.